AUGGCCUCUUUGCGUAGUCAUUUCGCGCGCGCGGACCGGGUGGUCGCCACGGUUCUGGUUAUUGCCAUAUUGGCCUACAUCGGCUGGAGAGCAGUUACAUCGCCGGAGCAGGCCCUGCAGUUCGGUUUCAAUGGAGUUUCCGUAGGCGCGGUGUACGCGCUCAUGGCAAUAGGGUUUACCCUGGUUUACAGCACGGUGUGGUUCUUUGACUUGUACUAUGGCGCGGCCGCCGCGCUGGGCGCCUACGGGGUGUUCUACCUCAGGUCCCAGGAAUGGCUCGGCGGUCAAUACCAGGUCAAUACCCCCGUCGUGAAUGUAUUCUUCGCGCUGCUCGUCGUUGGUGUCGCUGCCUGGGCAAUCUAUGCGGUGCUUCGUGGCAGGUUGCGGGGCCGAAUCAGCGAUACAGUCCUCAAAAUCACCGUAGGAUUGCUUGCGAUUGGCCUCGGAGUUUAUACCUGGGCAAUUCUGACCUACCCCAGGGAACUUCACCAGGUCUUUGGCCCGGCAGUGGCAAUUGCGGUCGGCAUCGGUUUUGUAUUGAUUCUCCGAGCCCUUUACGAGAGGGUGGCAGGCCGAACCGGAUUGCGUGUCUGCACUGCAGUUGUCGGCGUUUUGGCAGUGGCCCUGGCCCUGUUUGUAGGAAGCUACAUCUUCCACUCACCUGGAAGCAAGCUUUACCUCAGUUGGGUUGUCUCGAGCCUUCUGGCCGGGACGGUCGCGCUGGCGCUUUACCGUGGCCUCUAUGUUCAUAUGCGCCAACGGUCCAGGUCGCCAUUGAUAAUGCUGGUGGCCUCGCUGGGUAUCCUGUUGGCGCUGUCCGCUGCAAUUUCGAUAGUGUUCGCGAGCGCCCCCCGACCCCUCCCCGACCCCUUCGGCACCGUGCCAUGGACUAUUGGCGGCGCAUUCGUCAAGGGGUUUAAUUUCUUUGUCGUCGGGGUUGCGAUAGCAGGAUUCCUGGGAUUAUACGGCGUGCUGAAGUGGACUUCAUUUGGUCGUGCGGUCCGGGCCAUUGGCGAUGACGAGGAAGUUUCCAAAGUAGUGGGCAUCAAUACCACUAUGAUUAUCGCCAUAGUCUUUUUCGUCGGAGCCAUAUUUGCGGCAAUGGCCGGUAUCCUGAGUGGUCACGACACGGCAAUUCAACCCCGUAUGGGCCUGUUGCUGCUGUUGAAGGGUUGGAUAGCUUCCGUCGUAGGCGGGAUUGGCAACUUGUACGGGGCAAUUCUGGGCGGAUUUAUCCUGGGCGUCAUCGAGCAAUUUGCCAUUUGGGACCUGGCGGGCGAGUGGAAAGACGUGGUGGCCUUCGUGUUGUUGAUCCUUUUCUUGUCUUUCUGGCCCCGGGGACUUCUACCGAGGAAGUGA
Molecule: messenger RNA, 1359 nt
Organism: Geodia barretti
Lineage: Eukaryota; Metazoa; Porifera; Demospongiae; Tetractinellida; Geodiidae
Source: the annotation of a GenBank genome assembly